CAAAACAUGACGUCGUUUGCUCAUCUCUGUUAUGACUAUAAUUUUGGACGCUAUGGACUAAAUUUCUCAAAAUUUAGAUAAGUGCGGGUUUCAGAUGAAGCCACUCAUUCAGAGAAAAUAAGUGAGCGUCGCAAGAAUGCUUUUCAGAUUCGCUUCUUCGCUGCUUUGGACAGCUGCCUUUGUUAAUUUUGGAGCUUUGGGUGUGUCAGCCAAGACCUGCUACUACGGCCAGGAGCCGGACCCGAGUCGCGGGGGCAAGCUCCGCUGGACCGUGUCCCUGGGAGCCGGUGCCGGCGGGGAUCUAUGCUCCUGCACCAGCCUAAGACCGGGCGCCUUGAGCGUGAUCACACCGAGCAGACGCGGCCAGCCUCUCUACACGGACCGGCCGGUAUUCACCGACGACCAGCAAGAGAUUAUGGACCUCUUCGACUGCCACGCUGAUGGGAGCAUUCGCCUCGUCGACGGGAACGGUCAUCUCAACCCGAUAGAAGGCAGGGUCGAGGUCUACUACGGCAGUGAAUGGGGAACCGUUUGCGAUGAUUUCUGGAAUAAAUAUGAUGGGAUCGUAGUCUGCCGACAACUCGGCUACUCGUACCCGUAUGUCCAGGAGGUAUUGCCACUUGCGCACUUCGGGAAGGGAAAGGGGCCAAUACACCUGGACAACGUAAGGUGUUUAGGAAGCGAGGCUAGCUUGGCCGGAUGUCGCCACGUAGGUUGGGGCGUCCAUGACUGCUUUCACUACGAAGAUGCCGGGGUCCGGUGCGCAACUAAUGUUUCUUCUGCAGCCUAAUAUCUUGUCACAUUACGUGAAAAAAACCGAACAGUGAAUGUUAUUUGAAAUAACAUCAUUAAGUUUAGAUUUGAGAGCCACUUUUUCAUCAUAUGAUUAUCUCAAGGAAGGUCCGU
Molecule: messenger RNA, 906 nt
Organism: Patiria miniata (bat star)
Lineage: Eukaryota; Metazoa; Echinodermata; Asteroidea; Valvatida; Asterinidae
Product: scavenger receptor cysteine-rich type 1 protein M130-like
Exons: 3
Coding region: 137-790 (217 amino acids)
Cellular component (GO): membrane
Source: RefSeq, a predicted model, not a curated record